Messenger RNA from Arachis ipaensis, 1270 nucleotides. Its product is annotated as lysM domain receptor-like kinase 3. Gene Ontology annotation, biological process: innate immune response; protein phosphorylation. NCBI's taxonomy places the organism in Eukaryota, Viridiplantae, Streptophyta, Magnoliopsida, Fabales, Fabaceae. Gene Ontology annotation, molecular function: ATP binding; transmembrane receptor protein kinase activity. The record is from RefSeq and is a predicted model, not a curated record.
GUUUCUUUCUUCCUUAUCCUUGUAAAGCAUCUAGCAGUGGUGAAUAUGAAACUUCAGGAUCCACAGCUGCUAGUGCUUCUGGCCUUUCAGCAAUUAUGGCAGCAAAAUCGAUGGAAUUCUCUUAUCAAAAACUAGCCAAGGCUACAAAUAACUUCAGCUCUGAUAACAAAAUUGGUCAGGGUGGAUUCGGAGCUGUCUAUUUUGCAGAAUUGAGAGGCCAAAAAGCAGCAAUUAAGAAUAUGGAUGUUCAAGCAUCAACAGAGUUUCUUUCAGAGUUGAAGGUCUUAACACAUGUUCAUCACUUGAAUCUGAUAUUGCGUCGAGGGAUAUCUUUCCUUGUGUAUGAAUACAUUGAAAAUGGAAACUUAAGCCAAUAUUUGCAUGGUACAGGGAGAGAACCUUUGGCAUGGUCAACAAGGGUGCAAAUUGCUCUGGAUUCAGCAAGAGGACUUGAAUAUAUACAUAAACACACUGUUCCUAUUUAUAUCCACCGUGAUGUGAAACCUGCUAACAUAUUAAUAUAUAAAGACUUCCAUGGAAAGGUUAGUUUAUUGUAAUAUUUUUGGCAAUAAUCAUUAUUUUGCAAUUUUCGUUUAUUGUAAUAUUACCUAAAGAUUGCAUAUGGCCCAAAAUUGAGUAAGCAUUGGGAAACUAUAGCUGUGGGCUAUAUUAUUGUGUGAAGUGAUUAUUGAUUAUACCUCUUUUAAUUUAGAUAUGCUUUUUGUAACUUCUACUUUCUUUUCUGUCAAGUUGUUGAUUUAAGAUUCUUCUAAGUGAAAGCUGCUAUUCGGCAAGGUAGGAGAAGUAUGCCGAUUAAUGGAUAUGAGGCAAGGGAUGUCAUGGCUCUUUUGCAAUGUGCUAAGACAUUGCAAGGUGAUCUAAAAGUGGCCAUAAAGGAAGACAAGGACUGAUAUAGUCGUUUCAUGCCUCUUACAGAAGUGAGUCCAGCUCUUAAACAAUCAUGACAGUAAGUCAGAGUACUAGAGGGAAAGGGAACAGCAUUGGUGGUCCUUGUCGGACUUGUCGUUGGUUACCACCACUAGUUCCUCAAAGCUUGGAAGAGAGAGUUUCAUAGAUCUUAACUUCCCUGCCCUAGCCGAAGAAGAUGAUGCAAGCCAAUUUGAGGAUUCCGCGAUUUCGGAUGCAGAGUUUGUGAAUCCAACGAAGGUUUUUCUUAGAUGAAAGUGUUUUUUUCACGAUGAUUAUAAUGAUUAUCUUGGUUGUUAUUGAUCCAAAAAAGUACUAAAAAGUUUUGGUUCAAUAUUUUUCU